Messenger RNA from Onthophagus taurus, 980 nucleotides. The record is from RefSeq and is a predicted model, not a curated record. Lineage: Eukaryota; Metazoa; Arthropoda; Insecta; Coleoptera; Scarabaeidae.
UCGUAUCCUUUUGUUACAAAAGUUCCGUGCCCUCAUCAAUGCGAUUAAUUCUUUCCGUUCAGAUUAUCAAUGGCGCGAUAUGUAUCGGAAAGUCGAGGUCCACGACCUGAAAUGUACAACGAAGACUAUAAAUUGGUUGAAAACGAAGACGAAGAUAUCCAACAAGAUAUAUUUAACGAUAUUAAAGCAGCUGAUGAAUCCGGUUGGGGUCUUUCAUCGCGGUGGAUGGUUGAGAAUUUAUCUACAUCAAACAAUUCCCAAAUUUACGACAUAAACUUUAUUCGAGCAUCGAGCAUAUCACCAGUUGAUCUUAACUCAUUUCUUUACGGAGCGUUUUUACGCCUUUCUAGUAUGUAUCUUAUCCUCGAAGACUUAGAAAAACGUAGUUAUUGGUACGAAUUAGCUCGCGAUAUGAAAAAAACAAUUCAAUUAGUGUUAUGGGAUGAAAAAGAUGGGAUUUGGUACGAUUACAAUUUAGAUUCUCAACGACCGAUUAAAAAAUACUCAGCGAGCAAUUUAACGCCUCUUUGGGUCGAAGCCUACAACGAUAGUUUAUGUUUAAAAGCGAAACAAGCGUUUAGGGCCGCUUCGUAUUUGGUUAGAUUGGGUAUCAAUAAAUUCGAAGGGGGCAUUCCGGCUACUUUGGAGAAUACGGGGGAAAAAUGGGAUUUUCCCAACGCUUUCGCGCCGAUUCAAUCGAUGAUAGUGCAAGGGUUGGCGAGAUCUGGAAGUGAGGCGGCUGCAUUUUUAGCCGAACAAUUUGCUCGCGAUUGGAUUAAAGCUAAUAUGAUCAGUUGGAAACAACGAGGAGUUCUUUUCGAUUAUUACGACUCUGAAAGGCCGGGAAAAACCAAUCAAGGGGUUGAUAAAAAAUUUGGGGGGGUUAAUGGUGGAUGGUCAAGUGGUGUCUUAUUGGAAUUUAUUAACACUUAUUAUGUUAUGAUGAAUAAAAAUUCUAGUUUUAUGAUUGUUACUUGAAA